Molecule: messenger RNA, 1042 nt
Organism: Pseudovirgaria hyperparasitica
Lineage: Eukaryota; Fungi; Ascomycota; Dothideomycetes; Acrospermales; Acrospermaceae
Exons: 2
Coding region: 334-729 (131 amino acids)
Source: RefSeq, a predicted model, not a curated record
AUCGAAAGUUGAAAGCGGCAAAAGCUAUCUGAAUCAUAAGCGGAAGCGUUCUCAGGCACCAAGGCUGCAAACUCAAAAGGCCAGCUGGAAACAUGAAACCAUGGCGCACAAGACCACCGAGGCCGUCCGCAGCGACGAUCUCUCAUCGAUCGAUCCCGCAUCCACCUUCAGUACACAUAACAAUCCCACAGCCUUGCCGCUCAUCUCCUGACCAAAGUCACUCCUUUUCGAAGAGUCAAAUCGCUAUAGUCGCUGCGCAGCACCCAUCUUCGCAGGCGCUCCCUCGUCUCGACCCUCUUCAGCCCUAAUAAAUCUUUCCAUAACUCUCCUAAUAUGGCGACUGAAACCUCCAUGACGAUCCUCGACCUCCUAAUGCUGAUCUUCAGCCUCGCGCUCCUACCCGCCCAAGCAAACGCCCAAUUCGGAUUCUUCGACCAGAUGUUCAAUGGCGGAGGCCAGGGCCCACAGCAGCAGCACCAACAGCACCAGAACGUGAGGAGCGAUAGUGUUUGGUACCAACAACAAUACGAAGCCGCAAGUUGCGACAAAUAUCUCUGCCCCGGCACGCUCAGCUGUGUUCACUUCCCGCACCACUGCCCGUGUGCGUUUCCUGCGAAUGAGGAUAAGGUCGAGCUGGGUGAGGGCAUUGCGGUUUGUGCGAGUAAGGGCGGGUGGAAGGCUGGUGAGGUUGCGAGGAAGAUUGAGCUUGCGCGCAAAGGGCUGCUGUAAAGUGACAGAUUUACGAUUUGGAUAGAGGGGGUUUCUGAAUGACAGGGCAUUUGGGGAGGGGAGGUCAUUCUCGGCGUCUUUGGUUGAGUGUACUUUGGCAGCAUAGGUUUGGCGUGCUGUAGCAGUCAGGUCAAUGAGUUUUGAUAUUACUAUUCCAGAUAUUGUCCCUUUUGCACCAUGAGUCUCGAGGAAUGUCAUGUUGGCGUUGUCUACUCGCUGGUCUGGGUUUAUACCCAAUAUCCGGUUCCAGAGCGACUCCGGUAUUAGUACGUAACUUUGAUUAAUUCUAAGCCCAAUUUGACUGUGAUGCAAU